Neolamprologus brichardi is the source of this 4783-nucleotide messenger RNA. The record is from RefSeq and is a predicted model, not a curated record. Lineage: Eukaryota; Metazoa; Chordata; Actinopteri; Cichliformes; Cichlidae.
AUGGCUGGGAACCUGAAGAAAGGCGGGGGGAUCAUCGGAAUGAUGAAGGAUGCCUUCCAGCCACACCAUCACCACCUCCACUCCCAUCACCAGCCCGGGGCCGUGGACAAAAAGACGGUGGAGAAAUGCUGGAAACUAAUGGACAAGGUGGUGCGGCUAUGCCAAAACCCCAAACUGGCUCUGAAGAACAGCCCUCCCUACAUCCUGGACCUGCUGCCAGACACCUACCAGCACCUGCGCACCAUUUUGUCUCGUUACGAGGGCAAAAUGGAGACUUUGGGUGACAAUGAGUAUUUCCGGGUCUUCAUGGAGAACCUGACAAAGAAGACCAAGCAGACCAUUAGCUUGUUCAAGGAGGGCAAGGAACGCAUGUAUGAGGAGAAUUCACAACCAAGGAGGAAUCUUACCAAGCUGUCUUUGAUCUUCAGCCACAUGCUGGCUGAGCUGAAGGCCAUCUUCCCCAAUGGUCUGUUUCAGGGUGACAACUUCCGCAUCACUAAGGCAGAUGCUGCAGAGUUUUGGAGACGCGCCUUCGGGGAUAAAACCAUUGUGCCUUGGAAGGUAUUCCGUCAGUCUCUCCAUGAGUUUCAUCCCAUCAGCUCUGGGCUGGAAGCUAUGGCCCUAAAGUCCACCAUAGAUCUAACCUGCAAUGACUACAUCUCCGUCUUUGAGUUUGACAUAUUCACCAGGCUAUUUCAGCCUUGGUCAUCCCUGCUGCGGAACUGGAACAGCUUGGCAGUUACUCACCCGGGGUACAUGGCCUUCCUCACCUACGAUGAGGUCAAAGCUCGGCUUCAAAAGUUCAUUCACAAGCCUGGCAGUUACAUCUUCCGAUUGAGCUGCACAAGACUGGGCCAGUGGGCUAUUGGCUACGUGACUGCAGAUGGAAAUAUACUCCAGACCAUUCCCCAUAAUAAACCCCUCUUCCAGGCUCUCAUUGAUGGUUUCAGGGAAGGAUUCUAUUUAUUCCCUGAUGGCCGGACUCAAAAUCCUGACCUGACAGGACUGUGCGAGCCUUCGCCUCAAGACCAUAUCAAAGUCACCCAGGAACAAUAUGAGCUGUACUGUGAGAUGGGCUCCACUUUCCAGCUUUGUAAGAUCUGUGCCGAGAACGACAAGGAUGUGAAGAUUGAGCCCUGUGGUCAUCUCAUGUGCACUUCCUGUCUCACUGCCUGGCAGGAGUCAGAAGGUCAGGGAACAGGAUGUCCCUUUUGUCGCUGUGAGAUUAAGGGUACGGAGCCGAUAGUUGUGGAUCCUUUUGACCCAAAGGACAACAGCGGAGGGUCUUCCAAGAACACAUUUGGGGCUGAGGGUGCACCCUCACCCAGCUACGACGAUGAUGACGAUGACAGACUUGAAGACCCUCAUCUAAUAAUGAGCAAACUUGCCUGCACAAAGGUGGAGCGUCCCCCAUCACCUAUGUCUGGGACUCCUCAGUCCUCUCUUCCCCCAGUGCCUCCCAGACUAGACCUAUUACCGCAGAGACCUCCCAACCCCCCUGGUGCCUCCAGCCCUGGAGUCAGCAGUAAGGCACCAUCUCAUCACAAAGACAAGCCUCUUCCCCUUCCCCCAGCACUCCGUGAUCUCCCCCCUCCCCCUCCUCCAGACCGCCCCCACACAGCCGGGGCAGCCCCUGAUGGACGGCUUCAGAGGCGGCCCUUGCCCAGCACACCCGGGGAGCCCCCUCGCGAUAAACUCCCUCCUACACCCCCAAACCGGCCCCUGUCUGACUGGACCUCCAGGCCGGUUCCCAAGGCUCCCACCUCCUCUUCGGUAUCCUCUUCGUCCACCCAAUUCCCCUGUCUGGGCGGGGACCUCCGAGCAGGUGUCAGGGAACUCUCCAACAGGCACUCCCUCCCCUUGGCACUGCCCUCCGCCAUGGACGCUCGCUCAGACUCCCAGAACAACAGCUCCCUCAGUCUGGACCACCAGCUGAAUUUUUCCACGGGAGUUGGUCAAGAUUACGACAACCCCAGAGUCAAACCUUCUGUCUCAGCCAACGCCAUUUAUGCACUGGCAAACAGAGCGUCCCCAGCUACAGCCAGGCCAGCAGGAGGAGAUGAAGGACAUGACAGUGACGAUGAGUACAUGAUCCCCUCUUCUCGGCCCGUUCUGCCCCCCAUCCCGACUCCACUCAUGGGGGAGACCCCACCAAUCCCAAGACCCCCACAGCCCGUGUCAGCAGUCCCGACACAGACCCAGGCCUCUGCACUGAACACACGGCUGAUUCUGGACGAUGUACCUCAUUCACUCCAAAUGUAUGAAGCCAUGUUCAACGCCCAGCCCAGGUCACAACAAGCGAGAGAUUCAGACUAUUCAGAUUUGCCUCCUCAACCAGUGAGUAACGGUCCCAGAGACCAUGAGGCUGACGACGGGGAAGAGGAGGAGAACGGCUACGAUUUCCCAAAACCCCGACUGCCUUUGCCUCCAGCCCGACGGACCCUUUCAGAAAUGGGGGGGUCUUUGUCUUCAUCUUCUUCAUCCUCCUCAUUAUGUGCUGCAGCAGCUUUCAAUCGUCUUUCUCUAGAUGCGGAUGCUGGAGCGACAGCGCCCUUCCCAGAUCCAAUGGAGGCACCAGAGAGACCUCCAAAGCCCCUUCCCAGACGAAUCAAUUCCGAGCGUCGGGCCAGCCCAGUUCCCCCCACUCCACUCGGCGGCGGGGCAACAGGAGGAGAAGCCAACCCACAAAUCAGUAGCGAGAUCGAGCACCUAAUGAGUCAGGGAUACACUCAGCACGACAUCCAGAAAGCACUGAUGAUUGCACAGAACAAUAUCGAGAUGGCCAAGAACAUCCUGCGCGAAUUUGUCUCCAUUCCCUCUACCGCGCACAUUCUCACAUAGCACAUCCUCCCGCCUCUCUCCUGUUUGCUCUCUUUUGCCUAGCUUGGCCCAGCCUGGUUUGGUUUAGGCUGGCAUAGACCAGCCCGAAACCCAAAGCCACUGCCUGCAGCACUAGCUCCAGUGCUGGCUGACACCCUACGCCCCUGUGGAUUUUUAACUGGCUGUUACUUCAGCAAGCUCGCAGUGUCUCGGGACUCUCGCCCUGCACUCCACACGCUUUCACAGUGUCUGGCCUUCUUUGAACUGCUGCAGCCGGCCUCUUAGUUUUCAACAACAUCUCCGCAGGACUCAUCCCGUGCGGAGCAACGACAAAUAAUGGAACGCCGUAUAAUUGCAAGGCUUCUGUAGGAAUCUCGGAGAGAUGGAUUCUUAUCCUUUCAUUUUGAAGCCUCUUGCUGAAAAUGUAACCAACACCUCACAAAGAAAACUAAAAUGUAUGUCUAUAAUGAAAAUUUAAUAUAUGAGUAAAUAUAUAUUAAAUGUGUGUAAUAUAUACAGUACGUGCAUAUAUAGUAUGUGAAAAUGAUCGCAGCUUUGAGGGUCACGGUUGGUACAGGCGAAAAAAGGGCAGAUGGGACCAGGUUAAAGAGUCGGUUGGGAGAUUUCUGUAACGGGGUGAGGACGAGUCGGGGUGUCUUCCUCACCCGUGUUUGUUGGUCAGCAGCAGUUUGGGGGGGGGGAAAGAAAGGAGAAAAAAAAAAAAAACAUGCCGCAGAGCUUCUUUAUUUGGAAUUCAGUCUGUUAUGGCCUUCGAUUAACUGUUGCUUUGGUACUUUUUUUGUUUUAGAAACUGUGCUUGUUUUGUCAUGUUGUUGUUGUUGUUUUGUUUUGUUUUCAAAGUAGCAUGAAGAUAGUUUCAGGUCUGGACUGUUGCUGGGUGUGUGUGUGUGUGUGUGUGUGUGGGUGUGUGUGUGUGUGUGUGUGUGUGUGUGUGUGUGUGCGCGCGCGCCUGCCAGACCUACACCUCAUGGCCUGCUCUUAAAACGAACCCCUGUUCCUGUACAACAUGAAUGUGGAAUUACACUCGGUGUACUCAAGACUCGUGCUCUGUAAACGUACUACUGCUCGAACUUGUGUGUCAGGGCCUAGUGUAGCUGUAGAGCCUGGCAGUGAGAUUAGAGGACGUACUAAUGUUGACGCCCCUGCAGUAACAGACAGGCUAGUGUUGCGAGAUCCGUGGCGGCUGAAUGCUUUUUUUUUUUUUUUUUUUUAAUCAUUAUUAUUAUUAUUUUUGACUAACUUCUUAGGCUGACUGGUUCAGAUUUCUAUCUCCAGCUCAGUCCGGUGUUACAAAAACAACAACAAAAAAAGUCAUUGAUUUUACUUUGAUAAUAUAUUAUUGUAAUAUGAUCAUAAAUAUUGUUAUUAUAAUUAAUUCAGAAGUGCUUCACUGCUGCUACUGUUGUUAGUGCUAAACAAUUAAGACUUCAAUGAACAAUUGUGAAUAUUGUGUUUAACCGUCAUUCUGCUUCUUUAAAGUGACAGUAUCAUGUGUUUCUCUAGUCUGUAAUGUAGCAUACUUGAAAGUACAAGCGACUUGUGAGCAUGCAGCUCUAUCAGGUCGCAAAUCUUCAGUGUUUUUCUUUUUUCUUAACGUAUAUAUAAAUAUAAAAUAUACUCUCUGUAAGUAGAAUCUGUAGAGGAACAGUAAUAUCACAAGCAAAAUGUUCUGGGAUUGGAAACCAGACGUUUUGCAACAGAUUCAAGCUUCUUUUUCACAUCGGUUUCCUUCCUCUGUAGGAGUUCGUCCUGCUGAAAGGGAGCGACUGCCGAGGCUUUUUAAUCGUAGGCUCAUGGGUUUGUUGACACACCCCUCCAAGUCUACAGAAAAUCAGUGUUUGGGCCGACUGUAAGAGCUAACUCAGGAAUAAUAAUGUAUGUCUGAACAAGUGGUGUUCACCCUGUCUGUCAAAAAAAAAAAAAAAAAAAAAAAAAAAACCCA